AUGGGAAAUUUAAUGAUAUUUACUUUAAAGAAAGAAACAAAAAACAUGACUCUGGAGGAGUUGGCUGAACUAAUAAAAAAUAGUAAAUAUGUUGUUGCCUUAACAGGUUCAGGAACGUCAGCUGAAAGUAAUAUACCAAGUUUUCGUGGUUCCAUCAAUUCCAUAUGGAACAAAUAUGAUCCAAGAAUUUAUGGAACAAUAUGGGGAUUUUGGAAAUACCCAGAAAAAAUAUGGGAAGUAAUAAGAGAUAUUUCAUCUGAUUAUGACAUAGAACUAAAUAAUGGACACAUAGCUUUAUCAACAUUAGAAAAUUUGGGAUAUUUAAAAUCAGUAAUUACACAAAAUAUUGAUGGGUUACAUGAAGAAAGUGGAAACACAAAGGUAAUUCCAUUACAUGGUAAUGUUUUUGAAGCUUGUUGCUGUACAUGCAAUAAAAUUGUAAAAUUAAAUAAAAUAAUGCUACAAAAAACUUCUCAUUUUAUGCAUCAAUUACCACCUGAAUGUCCAUGUGGAGGAAUAUUUAAACCAAAUGUGGUUUUAUUUGGAGAAGUUAUACCAAAAGAUCUUUUGAAAGAGGCUGAAAAGGAAAUAGCAAAAUGUGAUAUUCUUUUAGUUAUUGGAACAUCUUCAACUGUAUCAACAGCUACUAAUUUGUGUUAUUUUGCUAAUAAAAAAAAGAAAAAAAUAGUUGAAAUAAAUAUAUCAAAAACUUAUAUAACAAAUAAAAUGUCUGAUUAUCAUGUUUGCGCAAAAUUUAGUCAGCUUAUUAAAGUAACAAAUAUAUUAAAAGAGAAAAAAUAA
This is a messenger RNA of Plasmodium gallinaceum, 801 nucleotides long. RefSeq names its product transcriptional regulatory protein sir2a, putative. The transcript has a single exon. Gene Ontology annotation, molecular function: NAD+ binding; protein-malonyllysine demalonylase activity; protein-succinyllysine desuccinylase activity. The record is from RefSeq and is a predicted model, not a curated record. NCBI's taxonomy places the organism in Eukaryota, Apicomplexa, Aconoidasida, Haemosporida, Plasmodiidae. The coding region runs from base 1 to 801 and encodes 266 amino acids.